AGUGGCAACGCCGGCUUCGGCGGUCUCUCCGACUCGAUCGAGGGUCCCAGCAAGGCCGAGAUCCAGUGCACGGACAAGGACGAUGGCACGCUCAACAUCUCGUACAAGCCCACCGAGCCGGGCUACUAUAUUGUCAACCUAAAGUUCGCCGAUCAUCACGUGGAGGGAUCACCCUUCACCGUCAAGGUGGCCGGCGAGGGCAGCAACCGCAAGCGCGAGAAGAUCCAGCGCGAGCGCGACGCCGUGCCCAUCACGGAGAUCGGCAGCCAGUGCAAGCUGACGUUCAAGAUGCCCGGCAUCACCUCGUUCGAUCUGGCCGCCUGCGUCACCUCGCCCAGCAACGUCACCGAGGAUGCCGAGAUCCAGGAGAUCGAGGACGGCCUCUACUCUGUGCACUUUGUGCCAAAGGAGCUGGGCGUGCACACCGUUUCGGUGCGCUACUCCGAGAUGCACAUACCCGGCUCUCCCUUCCAGUUCACUGUCGGUCCCCUGCGCGACUCGGGCAGCCAUUUGGUCAAGGCCGGAGGCUCCGGCCUCGAGCGCGGCGUCGUCGGGGAGGCAGCCGAGUUCAAUGUGUGGACCCGUGAGGCGGGCGGUGGCUCGCUGGCCAUCUCCGUGGAGGGUCCCAGCAAGGCAGAUAUCGAGUUCAAGGAUCGCAAGGACGGCAGCUGCGAUGUCUCGUACAAGGUGACGGAGCCGGGAGAGUACCGCGUGGGGCUCAAGUUCAACGAUCGCCACAUACCCGACUCACCCUUCAAGGUGUACGUCUCUCCGGAUGCGGGUGAUGCCCACAAGCUGGAGGUGCAGCAGUUCCCGCAGGGCAACAUCCAGGCGGAUGCCCCCUACCAGUUUAUGGUGCGCAAGAACGGUGCCAAGGGCGAUCUGGAUGCCAGAAUUGUGGCCCCAUCGGGCACCGACGACGAUUGCUUCAUCCAGUCGAUCGACGGCGAGAUGACCUCGGUGCGCUUCUAUCCACGCGAGAACGGAAUCCAUGUCAUCCACGUCAAGUUCAAUUGCGUCCACAUACCCGACUCGCCCUUCAGAAUCAAGGUCGGCAAGAAUGUGGCCGACCCAGCCGCUCUCCAUGCCACCGGCACUGGCCUGCAAGAGGUCAAGACUGGACACAAGGCCGACUUCAUUAUCAACACCUGCAAUGCCGGCGUUGGCACGCUAGCCGUCUCCAUCAAUGGCCCCUCCAAGGUGGCCAUGGACUGCACAGAGGUUGAGGAGGGCUACAAAGUCCGCUACACUCCCCUGCUGCCUGGCGAGCACUACAUCACGGUCAAAUACAACAAUGUGCAUAUUGUGGGAUCUCCCUUCAAGGUGGACGCCGUUGGCGAGAAGCUGGCCGAUGAGGGUGCUCAGGAAACGUCGUCCGUCAUCCUCGAAACGGUGCAGAAGUCGGCCAAGGGUGGCAAGAACACCGGCGUUCAUCUGCCCGCCUUCAAGUCCGAUGCCAGCAAGGUGGUUCCCAAGGGCAUGGGCCUGAACAGGGCCUACAUUGGCAAGCAGAAUCAGUUCAGCAUCUGUGCCACCGAUGCGGGCAACAACAUCUUGUAUGUGGGCAUGUACGGACCGAAGGGACCCUGCGAGGAGUUCCAUGUCAAGCAUGCUGGCCACAACAACUACAAUGUGCAGUAUCUGGUGCGCGAUCGCGGACAGUAUGUGCUGCUGAUCAAAUGGGGCGAGGAGCAUAUACCCGGCUCCCCAUUCCAGAUUGAUGUCUAGAUCUAGCCAGGCGGCAUAUAUGUAUCGUAAAGUAGGAUAUAUGCCUCUCCUCCCCCGUCGUAUGAGUACGAGUACGAGUACGCUUCAUUAUGUACCGCA
Messenger RNA from Drosophila obscura, 1827 nucleotides. Its product is annotated as filamin-A-like. The record is from RefSeq and is a predicted model, not a curated record. Gene Ontology annotation, molecular function: actin filament binding. Gene Ontology annotation, biological process: actin cytoskeleton organization. The transcript has 2 exons. Lineage: Eukaryota; Metazoa; Arthropoda; Insecta; Diptera; Drosophilidae. The annotation marks the transcript as partial.